AUGGACUACAGCGAGAACUUCGUCGACCUCGCCGAUCCUUCUGAGCUGCCGGUGCCAAAGGAGGAGGAGGACGAUAGGUCCUUCGACUUGUCCGGCGAUGACGCAGACAACCUCGACUACAAGGCCUUCUGGGCCGCCGCUAUCGUCCUGCUGAUCAGCAUCGUCUCCCUGCUGCAGCGCCCAGCCUCUGCGGAGAUAAAGUCGUAUGUUGUGUACCUCGGCGCCCACUCGCAUGGCAGGGAGGGAGCUGCUUUGGCGUCCAACCAAGAACGAGCCAGGAGCUCCCACUACGAGUUCUUGGGCUCUGUUCUGGGAAGCGAGGAGAAGGCGCAGGAUGCCAUCUUCUACUCCUACACCAAGUACAUCAACGGCUUCGCCGCCACGCUGGAGGAAGAGGACGCGAUGGAGAUCUCGAAGCACCCGAGCGUGAUCUCGGUGUUCCCGAACAGAGGGCACAAGCUGCACACCACCCGGUCAUGGGAGUUCCUGGGGAUGGAGAAGGAGGGCCGGGUGAGAGCCAACUCCAUCUGGGCCAAGGCAAAGUUUGGGAAAGGCAUCAUCAUUGGCAAUCUAGACACAGGAGUGUGGCCGGAGGCCGGCAGCUUCAGCGACGACGGCAUGGGCCCGGCGCCGGCGCGGUGGCGGGGCGUCUGCCAUGACCAGAACUCCGACGCGCAGGUCCGAUGCAACAGGAAGCUGAUCGGCGCGCAGUACUUCAACAAGGGCUACAUCGCUACUGUCGGUCAGGCGAACCCGGCGAGCACGCGGGACAGCGACGGGCACGGCACGCACACGCUGUCCACGGCGGCGGGCCGCUUCGUGCCGGGCGCCAACCUCUUCGGGUACGGCAACGGCACGGCCAAGGGCGGCGCCCCCGGCGCGCACGUCGCGGCCUACAAGGUGUGCUGGCGGCCCGUGAACGGCAGCGAGUGCUUCGACGCCGACAUCAUCGCGGCCUUCGACGCGGCCAUCCACGACGGGGUCGACGUCCUCUCCGUGUCCCUCGGCGGAUCGCCCGCCGAGUACUUCGAUGACGGCGUCGCCAUCGGGUCGUUCCACGCCGUGAGGAAUGGGGUUACCGUGGUUUGCUCGGCGGGCAACUCCGGGCCGGGAGCGGGUACGGUGUCUAACACCGCGCCGUGGCUCGUCACCGUCGGCGCUAGCACCGUGGACCGCGAGUUCCCGGCCUACCUUGUUCUUGGAAACAAGAAGCGGAUCAAGGGACAAAGCCUGUCGCCGGUGCCCCUCCCUGCGAACAAGCAUUACCAGCUCAUCAGUUCUCAAGAAGCCAAGGCAGCCAAUGCAACAGCUGCGCAAGCACAAUUGUGCAUCGAGGGGUCACUCGACAAGGCGAAAGUGAAGGGGAAGAUCGUGAUUUGCAUGCGAGGGAAGAACGCGCGGGUGGAUAAAGGGGAGACAGUUCUUCGAGCCGGCGGGGUUGGGCUGGUGCUUGCAAACGAUGAGUCGACGGGGAACGAGAUGAUCGCCGACGCGCACGUGCUCCCGGCCACGCACAUCACCUAUUCUGAUGGAGUCGCGCUGCUUGCCUACAUGAACUCAACCAGGCUUGCGUCAGGCUACAUCACUGUGCCGAGCACCGCGCUGGAGACGAAGCCAUCGCCGUUCAUGGCUGCCUUCUCCUCUCAGGGUCCCAACACCGUUACGCCCCAGAUCCUCAAGCCUGACAUCACGGCGCCGGGUGUCAGCAUCCUCGCGGCGUUCACCGGCCUGGCGGGACCGACCGGCCUCGCCUUCGACAGCCGCCGCGUCCUCUUCAACUCCGAGUCCGGCACCUCCAUGUCCUGCCCGCACGUCGCCGGCAUUGCGGGCCUCCUCAAGGCCCUCCACCCGGACUGGAGCCCCGCCGCGAUCAAGUCCGCCAUCAUGACAACCGCCAGGGUGCGGGACAACACGAAGCAGCCGAUGCGCAACUCGUCGUUCCUCCCCGCCACGCCCUUUGGCUACGGCGCCGGCCACGUGCAGCCCAACCGCGCCGCCGACCCCGGCCUCGUCUACGACAUGGGCGCCGCCGACUACCUCCACUUCCUCUGCGCGCUGGGGUACAACUCUUCCGUGAUUGACACGUUCGUGGGCGGGCAGCCGGAGGACAGCCGCCGCCAUGACGACGUCCGGCGCUAUGCUUGCCCGGCGGCGCCGCCCAAGGUGGAGGACCUCAACUACCCGUCCGUCGCGGUGCCCCACGUGUCCCCGUCCGGCGAGCCGCGCACCGUCACGAGGAGGGUGCGCAACGUGGGCGCCGCGCCGGCCGUGUACGACGUCAGGGUCAACGAGCCGCGCGGCGUGUCGGUGUCCGUGCGGCCGAGCCGGCUUGAGUUCGCCGUGGCCGGAGAGGAGAAAGAGUUUGUCAUGACGUUCAGGGCCAAGAAAGGGUCCUUCUUGCCCGGCGAGUACGUGUUCGGGCGGAUGGUGUGGUCGGACGGCGCCGGGCGGCACCGCGUCCGGAGCCCGCUCGUCGCAAGGGUGGCCGAUCAUCAUAGGACAAAUAAAACUGGCAUCUCCGUCGCUUGA
This is a messenger RNA of Lolium rigidum, 2529 nucleotides long. Its product is annotated as subtilisin-like protease SBT5.3. Gene Ontology annotation, molecular function: serine-type endopeptidase activity. The transcript has 11 exons. The coding region runs from base 1 to 2529 and encodes 842 amino acids. The record is from RefSeq and is a predicted model, not a curated record. Lineage: Eukaryota; Viridiplantae; Streptophyta; Magnoliopsida; Poales; Poaceae. Gene Ontology annotation, biological process: proteolysis.